AUGGACGAGAGAGCUCGAAUUCCAGUGACGCUGCCGCGUGACGGUCCAACGAAGCCAUUCUGGCAGGACCCGCCGGACGCAGCCAUUGCGGACCUGCAGUCGACGCCAGAGCUGCCGAAGUCGGUUGACAUUGUGAUCGUGGGUAGUGGCAUCACAGGGACAUCGAUUGCAUGGCACCUGAUGGGAGAGAAAGAAGUUGGGACCGGGAAAGGAUUCCCCUCGAUCCUUAUGUUAGAGGCACGACAGGCUUGCUCUGGGGCGACGGGCCGCAACGGCGGGCACACCAAGGCAGCAUCGUACCGGUCAUUUCUGGACCACGCAGAAAAGCACGGAAUGGGGACAGCGGUGCAGAUUGCGCAGCUGGAGCUGGACGGGAUCAGGGCGGUGCAUGCGAUGGCAACGGGUGAGGGUGGUAUGGCGCCCAUUGCGUGCGACGCGUUGGCCUGCGAGACGGUCGACAUCAUCUAUGACCCGGCACAGUGGACGACGGCACAGAAGGCGGUAGCAGCGAUGCGGGCAGCGCUGCCAGAGGGCGACGCGGUGGCGGACUACACACUGUACAACCGCGAGGAGGCGCUGGCGGCAUUUCCGUGCAGCGACGACGGCGUGGCAACGCCCAUCUGCGGUGCUGUUCGCUAUGCAGCCGGCAGUGUGUCGGCAUACCGGCUGGUGGUGGGCGUGCUGAAGCGCUGUCUGGCCGGCGGGCUGAACCUGCAGACGCACACGCCGGCUCUGAAGCUGGAGCGGACAGAGACUGACCUCUGGAGCGUGCAGACGGCUCGGGGCACUGUCACGGCUCGCCAUGUCGUGGUGGCCACCAACGGCUACUCGGCCUUUCUGAUGCCGCGGCUGCAGGGCGUGGUGGUACCGCUGCGUGGACAGAUCACGAUGCAUCGGCCAGGGGCUGCGAUGCCGGGUGGCGGCAGCCUCGAGACAACGUACAGCUUCAUCUACGCGGACGGCUACGAGUACAUGAUUACGCGACCGCCGGGAUCGGUCCAUGCGGGCGACAUGGUCAUCGGCGGCGGUCUCAAGUUUGCGGGAGGCCACAAGGACAAGAGCAGGCUCGGUCUCUGCGAAUACGGCACGACCGACGACACGACGCUGAAUCCGGCCGUGUCGGCGUACCUGCGCGAGACGCCCGUGCGGUAUUUUGGCGGGCGUGACGGCUACUGGGGCGACGACCACGUGGACGGCCGCCUGCGCGCCGAAUGGACCGGCAUCAUGGGCUACACGCCGGACGGGCUUCCGCUGGUGGGCGCCAUGCCACCGUCGGAGCAGGGUGCCAGCGACGGGCUCUGGCUGUGCUGUGCAUUCCAGGGCCACGGCAUGGUGUUCUCGUGGCUGUGUGGCCGGGCGGCUGCGACCAUGGUGCAGGGCCGCGACGAUGCCGAGCUGCGUCGCUGGUUUCCCGACUGUUUUCGUGUGCGGGAGGAGCGACUGAAGCAUGGCUUUGUCGGAAGGUUGCAUGUGUCGGCGAAGACGGAAGAAUCGAAACAGCAAACCUUGGACAGCCGCACCAAAUACCCACCAGCAUGGGUAGACAUAACAGGCGACCGCCGCCGGGGUGGACGAUCUGCUGGGAUUUUGCGGGACAGCGAGGCGGUGAGCUCUGCCGCCCCAGGCGCCCGGUCCACCCCGUCAGGCAGCCUGCAGGGCGGCGGUUGGUCGUGCUACUCCCUCGGUGAGCGGAUGGCCAGGGCAGCAGGCCUCGAUGUGAGAUAUCACCUCGUGUUCUCUGGUAGCGACGGCUGUGCACCUAACUAUUACAAUAGGCCGACUGCACGACACGAUGGCAAAGACAAGUUGCCGGAGCUUCGCAUCCGCUCGGCGAUGAACCAAAGCAGCAGUGCUAAUUUCACGACUUCUCCACAGUGGACCGACGCUAUUUUCCAGGCUGCCAGCCCACCGGUAGCGCUCCAGACCCCCGGAACAAUUGCCCUAAAACGGCAACCGGCAUUGGCGGCUAGCACUCGCGUGUUCCUCUUUGGGAAGGCCGCUGGCGCUCUGAACCGCGGCUGA
Molecule: messenger RNA, 2022 nt
Organism: Grosmannia clavigera kw1407
Lineage: Eukaryota; Fungi; Ascomycota; Sordariomycetes; Ophiostomatales; Ophiostomataceae
Product: FAD dependent oxidoreductase superfamily
Exons: 4
Coding region: 1-2022 (673 amino acids)
Cellular component (GO): cytoplasm
Molecular function (GO): oxidoreductase activity
Source: RefSeq, a predicted model, not a curated record